AGAAAAUUCAUCUACCCAAGUGUUUUGGAGAAAGAAAAAGAUGGGUAGUUCGGAUACGGGAACUGGCGUUGCUGAUAGCAGUGUUGGGAGUAUCGUUUGGGUUCGGAGACGGAACGGGUCGUGGUGGCCUGGUAAAAUACUCGGCCCAGAUGAGCUCUCGGCUUCUCAUCUCAUGUCUCCCCGAUCCGGAACACCGGUUAAGCUUCUUGGGAGGGAAGACGCCAGUGUGGACUGGUACAAUUUGGAAAAGUCCAAGCGUGUGAAGGCAUUUCGAUGUGGUGAGUUUGAUGAGUGCAUUGAAAGGGCUGAAGCUUCCCUUGGCAUUCCUCCGAAGAAAAGAGAGAAAUAUGCACGUCGGGAAGAUGCCAUACUUCAUGCUCUUGAACUUGAGAAGCAGCUGUUGGAGAAGAAAUAUGGGAAAGUAGGUCAUAGCUCUAAGGCAAGGAACAGUAAAUCAUCAGAUGGUGCAAAGAAAGAGUUGUCAACAUCUUCAGAGUGCUUGGGAAAUUCCACUGGGAGACAAUUGAACCCUAAAUCUCAUCAACGUUCUAAGGGUCAGGACUUAUCUGUUGAGAACAGUGGCAAAAGCGGCCAUCAACUGAAUGGGGAUGACGAUAACUCUGGUGCACUACCUCGGAUGAGAGGCUUGCAGGACUUUGGUCUCAGGACUGCCUCUUCAAAGCGUAAGCUUUCUUCUUCAGUUGCUUCUAAUGGUUCUCAGAAGCCUGCGUUUGACGAGAGUCUUCAUGCUCUUUCUAGCAGUGGUCGUAGCACAGAAAGUUCAGUUCAUGCGAACAGUGAAAAUUUGGUAGACAAAAGGAACAGGUUAUAUGAGGAGUUGGCUGACGAAUCUCUUGUCAAGAGGCGUGACAAGCGCCGUCCUCUUGUUCAAGUAAUGCAGAGUAGUGCAAAGCUAUCAGUUCUUCACCCAGAGGCUGAUGGCUGUACUGUUUCUAUUCCUGUGUCAGAAGAGGAAGAGCCAGGAGCUGCCUGCCUUGUCAACUCCAGUGAUUGUUUAGAAGACAAAGAAAUUAAUCCCAACGAGAUGGGUAUGUCACCUUCCAAGGUUGAAGAAACUAAUUGUGCUAAUCUUGCUGCUUCAAAUGAAGAGAAGACAUCAGGAUCUACAGAGGAUACGGAGACUGAUUCUUCUGAUACUGAUUCUGAAGAAUCAGAUAGGGACGAGGACUUGAAUGCGUUUUCAGGUUAA
Messenger RNA from Ilex paraguariensis (yerba mate), 1210 nucleotides. NCBI's taxonomy places the organism in Eukaryota, Viridiplantae, Streptophyta, Magnoliopsida, Aquifoliales, Aquifoliaceae. The record is from the annotation of a GenBank genome assembly.